Messenger RNA from Globicephala melas (long-finned pilot whale), 4281 nucleotides. RefSeq names its product chromosome 7 C2orf88 homolog (gene AKAP19). Gene Ontology annotation, molecular function: protein kinase A regulatory subunit binding. The record is from RefSeq and is a predicted model, not a curated record. NCBI's taxonomy places the organism in Eukaryota, Metazoa, Chordata, Mammalia, Artiodactyla, Delphinidae.
CCUCCAAAUGCUGCCACUUGACUGAGUCGGCCGCUGGUGAGAAGGCGGCGGCGCUGCCCUUGCAGCUGGACCGCACUCCGCUUUGGCCCGGGGCUCAGCUCGCCGCCCGCCCAGACGCCGACCCACCGCGGGGCAGCGCCGGCCCCGGAGCUGCAGGAGCGCCGGGUGCCUGCUCGGUCCCCGCCGCCGUCCAGACGCCCGAGCGGCGCGCGGCUGCCCGCCGACGUGUAGAAUUGGCUAUGUCUAUAGAUGUUCAAGCUCACUAAUCUUUCUUCUCCAAUGCCAAACAGCCCACACAAUAAACUAUAUGUGAAGAUUGGUGAAAGGGAACAUUGAUUUCUGAAGUAGCCUGGAGAGGAAAAGCACUGCUCAAUAUCAAGUGGACAAAUGCUUGGUGUUUUCCAAAGACGCUGUUGAAGUAGUCUUUGCUACUGCUUUCCUUGACUCAGUCAAAGCUCUUCAUAACAUGGGCUGCAUGAAAUCAAAGCAAACUUUCCCAUUUCCCACCACACUCGAGAGUGAGAAGAGGCAUGAAAGUGAAGAAAACUUUAUGCCUGAAGAGAGACUUCUACUCAGGAUGCCUUCUCUAGUUAAUGUCAAAGAGGAAGUGAAGGAACCCCUAGGGCCUGAAAUUGUGGUCUUUGAAUUUGCACACCGCCUGUCCCAGGAAAUCUUGAGUGAUGCCUUGCAGCAGUGGGCUGGCAACCACCUCAAGUACUAUGACAUCCCAUAUAUUGAGAGUGAGGGGCCUUGACGCUGUGUGUAGGAUGAUGACACUUUCUCCAACUGUGGAUAAAGUUGGUGCUAGUUUAAAUACAUGAAACAACAGCAAAAACUGGUGUGAAUAAAUACAAAUAACUCCAUCUGGGUGUAAAGAAAAAUAUUUUGAUAGCCAUCAAGAGUCUAAGAAUACCUAAAAUGAAGUGUUUUAAGCAGUUCUACAUUAACAGCAAUUUCUAUCUGCUUGGUCUUGGAUUUUAGUCAUUAAAGGGUUAAAUGUAAGUCCUCUGGUGCCACAGUAAUCAGCUGUGUCACACCACUUCCAGAGGCAACAAUGCCAUCACCAAAGAAAUAAGAAUUUUUAAAAUUCUUUAAAGAAUUUAAUUUAUUUAAAACCUGUGUUUUCAAAAUGGUCAUUUUAAAGACAUUCUUUUAAAAUAUUUGUCAAUUUAUACAAAAAAAAACCCAAGAUAUGAAAAGGAUUUUCUUGAAAUGCCUGGGAAAGGGAAUUGCCUGGGCACUCAAGCCAUAGCUGUUAACAGUGGGUCUUGUUUGCCAAAAUCUUUUGAGUCAAGGAUCCCUCCCCUUCUUAACACAAAUGACCAAGCAUUAGAAAGCAACCCAUGUGGAAGAGGUCCACCGUGAACUAUGUCCUUAAUAAGAUAUUUACUUUUGUAGAUGAAAAGCAUAACCAUCACCUUGAACCUCAGCGCCCUAACUAAUCACACCUGUUACUGGAUGACUCAGGCUUUGCAUAUAAGCAUCUUAACAAUAUACAAUUUACAGAAGUCAUGACAAUGUUUAUUGCAUUGAAUUAGGUAGCCCAGUGAUAUUACUAUACAAGGAAACAAGCAGGGGAGCUUUUAUAAACAGCAAUCCAGAAAACUGUAAAGUAAUAGAAGCCCUAGUUGGCAAGGUGGAAAGAAGAACCUGGUCUCAGUGCUGCGUGUAUGUUAAGCUUUACUGUCUCACAGAUGCAAGGGGCUGGUACAUGGGCAAUCACCAUUCAGAUUACUGUGGGACCAGAUUAUGCAUAAGAAUUUAUAGUUAUUACAAAAGAUCAAAUACUCUUCCAAAGGGAAUACUCAUGUGUAUUUUUAAUGGUAACAAAGCCCAUGGGGCAUUUAUAGCCAUAUACUAUACUAUUUUCAUAAAUUUGGCUACUUUUUUAGGAAGCCUUUUUUUUUUUUUUUUAAGUACUGUUUAAGAUCAAUGGUAACAGAAAAUUCAGGAAAGGGGGAAGAAGGUACUAGAAGAUGUAACUUGUAAGAUAAUUGAGACUGAAUCUUUACAAGUAUCUUUUCAUCAAGAUUUGCCACACAUUGAGUUUAACUGGAAUAGGAAUUAUUUAAGCCCAUGCAAUUAGAUCCUUUUAUUAAGAUACAACAGACCCUUGUCAUUGAAAUCUAAAGAAAGGCAGAAAAAGGCUUGUGACCUCUAAUGACAUAAAUGUGUAUGACCUUAUAAGCAGGCAGAAUUGCUACCUCUAAUUUUAGCAGUUAUACUCUGAAACCCACAAUCAAAUAGACUGAAUUCUCCAAGGUAAAUUGGCAAAGAAAAUUCUUUUGAAGUAAGUGGUGUGCCACUUUUCAGGUGCCUUUGGACAACUGGUCAUUUAACUUUCACCUAAUCCCAGGGUUUGUACUGUCCUGUUGUACUUACAAUCUAGCAACUUUACAAAAUAGAAAACCUACCACCCCUGUUUAUACAAGGAUCUGAAGUUACAAGGCUAAGAACAGAAAGUUUCCAAAAAGUGCAAAACAUAUUUCCAGCUCAUGAAGAAAAAUUUAGGUUUAUGAGUGCUUAUACUAAUGACUCAGACAAAAGCCUAGAUGUUGCCGUUUUUCAUUCAUUUUAUAUUUUACAUCAGGUACUUUUGCUGCAAGGUCACUGCUGUUUAAAAGAUAUAAGUAAGUAUAUAAGAUAAUACAUACUACGGUGAGAACACAAAGCCAUAUAAAAGCAGCGCAUCACACUAAAUUUUUCAGCAUACAUAGGGACAUAGACUAGUAGGCUUUGAUUAUAUCUAAAUAUUUUGAUCUCAGGUUCCUCCUUUGCCCUGGGCCUCUAUUUUCUAGGGGUAAAAUACAGGCAGGCCUGCCAGACCCGUAUCUAAGGGUCUAAUCUCUGUUGCCACCCUCUCUGAUACUAUGGCAAUAGGGUUUUGUCACUGAGCACCACCCCUUUGUCCCUGACUCACUUUAACAGUGUAGUAUCUUGUGACAUACAGACACUUACGGAGACGUAUGCUGUAUAAUAUGUCAAACCAUGGACACGGAACUACAAAGGCUUGCAUAAUCAGUGAGUUAGUGGAUAAACCAAGUUGGGGGCAGGCAGGAAAGAGCUGGAUCAACAAAUAUACUGCGUAUGAUUGUUAUCAAGAUAUAGUUUGGCCUAGAUGACAAGAUAAAUGAGAACAUCUUUGAUACGAUAAUUCAACUUCUUACAUACCUUCAUCUUUAAAUAUUGGAUUUACUUCAUUUUGAAGGUCUUUCAUGAAGAAAGAGUAGAAGGGCUGCUUGAGAAGGAAGGAGAACAGAAGACUGAAAGAAUUAUUAGCUACUGGAAUGGGAAACAUUUGUUCCAACUUAGAUCACAAACACAGAAGAAAUAAGAAUAGUGGCCAAAUUAUAAGGGAAAAGAAAAUGGGGAAAAGAGGGCCCAAGAAACAACACUCACGUCAGGCUCCAAAAACAAGUUUCCAGUGUUUUCAUCUGAGGGGAAGGACACAGUAGCCAAGUUCCGUUCCGUUCUUUACCACGCUCACAUGUGCCCAACCACUGAAUCUUCUCCCUCAAGAACAUCCAGUAGAGGGGCAGAUGAGUGCCACCAGCAUGACAAAGAACCUGCAGGGGGCAACUCUGGAAGCAGCAGAUUAGCAGAGAGAAAUGUGCUGAUUCCUCAUUAAGAAAACUCACAUAACCCCACACAUGUGCUUCACUGCUCCCUUCCCAGUUCAGUGUCUUUUGAAAGCUAGUUAUUACCUUUCAGUCACAGGCCUUUGACCUGACAGUUCUCCACUUUCCAUUGCCUUAUCAGUUCUUUGCAAACUACCUAUGGUUAUUAGCACUUAAAGCACAAUUUUGAAGGGGAUAAAAAUUAUCUUAGUCCCAAAGGAAUCAUUUGUGUCAAACUGCCUUAUAAGUAUUAAAAAGAGACAUGUUGAAUGAAGUAGAUGACACUCAUAUAUCUUACUCAGUAUCACUGGCAUUGUAUGAGAUGGGGGAACUAUACUUCUGUAAUUAUAUAGUUUGAGAAAUCAAAAGUUAGAGACAAAUUAUAAAUAAUGUCAAGGAACAGUAAUUUAAAAACAAAGUUCUAACAAAUAAAUUGUUUGCUUAAUCAUAAUGCCCCCAUCCUGUAUUUGUGUGACCAAACUGGACAUGUCUUCCUUGGAGCAGUGGGCACAGGCUCAGAUGUAUUCCCUACAUCUUACUUGGCAAAACACAACUUUUGUUAGCAAAUCUCUUCACUGUAAGACUUAGCUAUGAAAUGGUAUAUUUUUUCCCAAAUAUUUUUGUGAAAACAUUUUUCCUAACUGUUCAAUAAAAGUCUAGUUGC